Messenger RNA from Harmonia axyridis, 1496 nucleotides. RefSeq names its product E3 ubiquitin-protein ligase SIAH1A-like. Gene Ontology annotation, biological process: multicellular organism development; proteasome-mediated ubiquitin-dependent protein catabolic process. Gene Ontology annotation, molecular function: ubiquitin protein ligase activity; ubiquitin conjugating enzyme binding; zinc ion binding. The record is from RefSeq and is a predicted model, not a curated record. The coding region runs from base 164 to 1324 and encodes 386 amino acids. The transcript has 4 exons. NCBI's taxonomy places the organism in Eukaryota, Metazoa, Arthropoda, Insecta, Coleoptera, Coccinellidae. Gene Ontology annotation, cellular component: cytoplasm.
UAAUACUCUGUGAAUAAUUGGAACCAUAGAAAAUUUGACUUGAUUUGCUAUGUUCGGGGUAUUUUCCGCUUAAUUAACAAGGUAGCUACGCUAACUUUGUGAAUGAAACCAGUAGGAUUUUGUGAAAUAACUUCUGUUAUAGAAUUUCCAUACCCGAGUUUUAAUGAAACAAAAAAUUAACUCAUUUGGAAGUUUUAGGCAUGAAAAGCUGAGUAGUAAAAUGGAAUCAAGAAAUAAAUUUUUUUGUAACUGUAACGUAUGUAAGAGGCCUCUUACUUUUAAUUCAAGAAAAAAUAAAAAGAAAUGUAGUUGCAGAAGCUGUGGAAAAAUUCUUUGUAAAGAAUGUACACGGCACAUACCUUCACAAGAUGGAAGGAUGGGUAAAAUGUGCAAUACUUGUUCGACUAGAGAAGUUUCAAAUAAGGGGUUAAAUACUUCAACUCCAACACCAAAUGUCGCUCCUAUUCCAACAAAUAAGCUUCUAGAUGAGAACAAUUUAUCAAAGGUAGUUGACAAAAUAGUAAACUGUCCUAUAUGUCAAGACCUUAUGAAGAAACCCAUAGUUUUAUGCACAGAGGGUCAUAGCAUGUGCGAGGUAUGUGUUGCUGGAAAGGUUAGUCAAUGUCCACUGUGCAAGGCCUUGAUAUCUAAAACAAGAAAUUAUGCUUUGGAAAAGUUUAUGAGCGAUUUAAAUUUGACUCCCACGAACAACUUCGACAAAACCUGUAAAUAUUUAGAAAGAGGAUGCGCCAAAUAUUUCGAAAGAGAAAGUGAUAAAUCUGCCCAUGAAAGGGAAUGUAUACUUCGAGAUAUCAAAUGCCUUCUUAAAGACUCUUAUGAAAAUUGCCGAUAUGUGGGGCCAAUAGAAGAAUACGUUGACCAUUUUGAACGAUAUCAUGAAGAAAAAGUAUGGCGGAACAAUAACGAAGGAAUCGCAAACAUAAAUCUGGAAGUGAAUGUCAACAAUUUCUCAAUCAUUAGCUUCAUGAAUGGUAGACACUAUUUUCUUCUGCGCCAUAGAAGAGAUGUGAAAUUACAGAAGGCAUAUUGGGCAAUUCAAUUAAUAGGAAGUAAAGAUAUUGCUAAAGAAUAUAACUAUAAAUUUGAAAUAUCAAACGGACGAAGAAAAUUGAAAAAGACUGAAAUUUGCGAAAAUGAUACUACUGACUGCAAUAAAAUAUUUGGAAAUGAGAAUUGUUUUGCAAUCCCUUUCAAAAAUUUAAUCACUUACCUUGAUAGUAGUGGACAGUUAAAAUUCAAAUUCCAAAUUUUUAAAACGACCGAAAGAGAUAUGCAUUGGGUGCCCAAUACCACCAACCAGUAGUAUUAGGUUAGGAAUUUUUAUUAAAUGAGGACUUGUCUUUGCAUUGCACUGGCAUGAGUAAUUUCCCUUAUUGUUUAAUAUGUUAUUUUUGUUUUGUGUUAUGUAUUUAUACAUAAAUUUAAAAUAUAUAGGUAUACUUAUUCAAUUGAAAAAGAUAUACCCAAAAAUAUAA